AGUAUACUCCAACAUUCAGGAUAAUACAUUUGUUAUUUUUCCACAUUCCGACAUUGAUGUGAGGGACUUACCACAAUGAUGCUUUACAAAGGAUUAAUGCUUCUUCUAUUGGUUGCUGUCCCUGGAAAUGUCGCUUCCCUGUUUUGUUAUUCGUGUAGCAACGUUGAAAGUAUGGACCAUUGUAAAACUGUUAAAACAUGCGAAAGUGGAGAGACGUGUUUCACACGCUUAGAGAAGAAAGGAGAUUCUGUUUCAUUCACAAUGGGAUGUACACGAAAUGAGAAUUGCGGUAACAUACCAGUGUACAAUAACGUGUCAAAGUUGAGCAACGGUCAACAAAUACAGGAAUGUUACGAAUGUUGCGGUGUUGGUCGGUGUAACAAUGACUUGUGCAAAUACAAAACACCGCCCCCUUGCAGUGACAUUGAAGAUAAUUGUCCAUUCUGGAACGAGGCCUUCAACAUAUGUGAAGAGAUUCAUAGAGCUAAGCUAAUUUGUCGUAAAUUCUGCAAACUGUGUGAUCUAGUUGAUGGAAACUGGGCAGUUUGGUCGUCGUGGUCAUCAUGUGACGUUACAUGCGGUGAUGGAAAACACACACGCAUUCGAACAUGCACAAACCCUGCACCCGCAUAUCAAGGGCUAGAUUGUAAAGGGAGCAGCUCGGACACUAAACCUUGUACUGGACCGCUGUGUCCAGUUCAUGGAGGUUGGGAGGGAUGGUCAAGUUGGGAGUCGUGCCCCGUAACCUGCGAUAUAGGUAUACAGAAGAGACACCGAAAAUGUACUAACCCGUCUCCUCUACGACAUGGCAACCAUUGCUUUGGUGAAUCCAUGGAUGUCAAACUAUGCAAGCAAAAACCAUGUGAUGACCCUAACGGAGGUUGGUCAAUAUGGAACACAUGGAACAGCUGUAGCGUUUCUUGUGGAGGGGGAGUAAGAAUCAGGUCAAGGUCAUGCACAAAUCCAAAACCAGGAAUACAUGGAAGAUCGUGUGUUGGUGAUCCUGUGCAACAAGACACCUGCAACAAUACUGACUGUCCUGAUGACGCAAGUGUUGCCUUUAAUGCCUACAAUGUAACUGACCGCAGUCCAGCGAAAGGGCAAACUAUGAUUUUUGCUGACGUUCUGAUUAAUGAAGGAAGAGCAUAUAACAAUACCAUUGGUGUCUUUACUGCACCGAAAGAUGGAAUAUAUACCUUUUUCGCACAGAUGUGUUAUUGCCCGAGUAUUAACAUUCAUUUUGAUAUAGUAGCAGGAACACAAGUUUUCGCAACAGCAUAUGGAUAUAAUUACAGAGGUUAUGACUGUUCAUCGGCACAGGCGAUUGUACAGGCUAAAAAAGGUGACGAAGUAUUUGUCAAAUGGAACACAUGGUCAUAUUCUUCAAACAUCGUUGCCCAAAGUGUCUUUUACAGAAAUUCUUUCUCUGGAAAAUAUAAUCCGUAAUUGUUACAAUAAAUGUACUGAUUUUCUUAUGAUCUGAUAAACAUAAUAAAAAUCACAAAGUUAAUUAACUUUUAAUUUAUUAGUGAUUUUAAUAUAUUACUUUCCAUUGUUAUUCAUGCUAAGCGACAUUCUUCUUUCGUUAGAUUAGAAUAAAAUUGUUCUUACAACUCAAAAUUGACCAUUCUUUCUGCAUUUACAUGUAUUUAUCUCAUAUUUUACUCUCAUGUGUGACGUUUGGAAAGUGACCAAUCUUUUUUUCCUGUAAUUUAUACCUAUUUUGAUGAGCAGUGAUGUUAAUUAAAAUUCCUAAAUAACUCUAAUCACAGUCCGAUUUAUUAUUUGCUGAUGUUCUUGGUUCCAAUAAAAUAUUAACUACAAAUGACUUAGAAGCGUUUUUUUUUCUUUCGUUUCAAUUGUUAACAUUCAUGUUAGAAUUAAUUCGAAUGUUUUGUCUUUAUAAUUGGCAUAAACGUAACGUUUAUCAGUUUGUUAGCUCUUAUCUAUAGUGAUAUGUAGUGUGUUUUUGAAACUUUAAUUUGAAGAUUUAUACAAGUUGUGUAAAAUUAUGAAAUUGACAAUGAAAAAACAACGACAACAACAAAGUAAUAUGUUGUUCUUGUUUACAAGUCGGUUAGUCUACACAAUGUGUAAAACAAAGACAAACCAAUAACAGACAUGCAAUGAUAUAUGCGAUUGUAUUAGGGUAACUACCUAUUUGUGUUGAAUCGACAAAAUUAUACUGAAUCAUCAUAUAUAUCAAUUUUAUACAAAUUAUAUUUGUUGUGUCAAACUUAUUAACCGUUUUGAGGUCGUGGAAUUUUCAAAAAGAAUUAUGAUAUUAGAUUUCGGAUAUAUUGAAGUUUACUCUGUAUUUUGAUUUCAUUUCGAACUGGAAUUAAAUAACAUUUUGUAUUUUGUAUAUUGAUAUAUAAAAUUGCAUUCUUUUAUUCUACAAGAUGAAGAUAUGACAUGGAGAAUAAGUCAAAGAAAAAUGUAACUGCAAUUCUAAUUUUUAGAAUUUUUGUUUCAUUUAUAUUUUGUCUGUAUAUAUUAUGCUCCUGUAACAGUUUUCAUUUGAAUUCAAUAACAAAAUAUUUCUUGUUUCGUUAUCGUAACAUGUUUUGUUUGUUAACGUGACAAAAAUGACAAAGUGUUACCAUUCAUUAAAUCAUUUAAUAACCGCAACGUAAUUAACAAAAACUCACAUGGUGCAUAAACUGAAAAAUAACGAUACAAUAUAAGCAAAAGUCACAUUUUUAAACCAAACCGUAUGCAGGAUUAAAAUGUAUGUUUGAGUGUUUUUGUAAUGCAUGUCUAUAAAUAAAGAUUAUCAACGUGAACGAAAAAACUUUGAUUCAAUCUAAAGAUUACUUAGGCACUGGUUGUCUUAUGUUGUUUUUUUAAGAUACAAAUAAACAAGCUUUAGAGUUGGAAUUCUUUUCCUUGAAACACAAUAAUGGUAUACUUGGCAGCAAAGUUUGGAUUUUUAAGCAAUAGUAGCAAAAUUUAUAAUCAUUUUAAUAUAGAAUGCAAAUUUAUGUAUGUAAGUUGAUGAUUAUACACAUAACAUGCACUUGUAAAGUUCAUUUUAUUGA
Messenger RNA from Ruditapes philippinarum (Manila clam), 3041 nucleotides. RefSeq names its product coadhesin-like. Bases 76 to 1446 code for a protein of 456 amino acids. Gene Ontology annotation, molecular function: protein binding. The transcript has 10 exons. The record is from RefSeq and is a predicted model, not a curated record. NCBI's taxonomy places the organism in Eukaryota, Metazoa, Mollusca, Bivalvia, Venerida, Veneridae.